Molecule: messenger RNA, 1614 nt
Organism: Clunio marinus
Lineage: Eukaryota; Metazoa; Arthropoda; Insecta; Diptera; Chironomidae
Source: the annotation of a GenBank genome assembly
AUGGCUAAGACAAGAAAAGUGUAUACAGUUUUGAAAGUUUUUAUUUUUUUCCUACACGUAUCAAGUUUCGUGGAAUCAAUUCCUCAAAUUGAAAAUGGUGAUUCAGUGAAUCAACCUGGUAGAAUGGGAGUUCCUCCUAGGUGUCCCGAUCUAAAUUGUCCCGCAUGGCAAUAUUCAGACUAUGAAAAUUGCAUAUGCGUUUGUAAAGAACAAGAAUGUCGUCUACCUGGAUAUAACUGGAAUAUUUAUCGUUGCAAAUGCGAAUGUGAAGAACAAGAAUGUCCUCCUGGAUAUAACUGGGACGAAAAAUAUUGCAAAUGCGUUUGUGAAGAACAAGAUUGCCCACCUGAUUACUACUGGAACGAAGAAUAUUGCGAAUGCGCUUGUAAAGAACGAGAUUGUAUCAGAUAUUCAUUUUUGAACUACGAUCUUUGCGAAUGCGUUUGUGAAGAACAGUCAUGUGAACCUGGAUAUUACUUGGACCGAGUAAAUUGCAUAUGCGUUUGUGAAGAACAGCCAUGUGAACCUGGAUAUUACUGGGACCCAGAACGUUGUGGAUGCAAAAGUGUAUGCUCUCCCAACUAUAUCUGGAAUGGAGAGCUUUGUGUAGAGCUCAUAUGUGAAGAGCGGAGUUGUCCUCGUCCUAAAUGUUGGGAUCCUAAACUUUGUGGCUGCGCUUGUUGUAGAAAUCCACCCGACAUCGUAUGCGAUCCUGGGGAAGAUUGGAAUGAUACUCUCUGUGCAUGUGAACCAUGUGAUUAUGAGUGUCCCGAAGGACAAAUUUGGGAUUAUGAAGCAUAUGAAUGCAUUUGCGCAGAGAUUGAAAGUUGUCUCGAUGAUCAAAAAUGGGAUCAUAAACUUUGUGAUUGUAUCUGCGCAGAGAUUAGGAAAUGUCCGGAUGGUCAAAAAUGGGAUCAUAAACUUUGUCGAUGUGUCUGCGCAGAGAUUAGGAAAUGUCCGGAUGGUCAGAUUUGGGAUCACGAAGUUUGUGAUUGCAUUUGCGGACAAAUUGAAACAUGUCCCGAAACUAAGAUUUGGGAUAAAAAACUUUGUGAAUGUGAAUGUGAGGAAAUAAAACAAUGUCCCGAUGGAAAGAUUUGGAAUCCCAAACUUUGUAAAUGUGAUUGUGGACGCAUAAAACAAUGUCCCGAUGGAAAGAUUUGGAGUGACGAUCUUUGCGAAUGCGUUUGUAACCGCACUGAAGAAUGUCCCUGUGGAAAAGAUUGGGAUCACAAACUUUGUGGAUGUGUUUGCGAAAGGAGCAAAAAAUGUCCCAAUGGAACGACUUGGAAUGACAAAUCUUGUAAAUGCGAUUGCACACAAAUUGAAGAAUGUUCUGAUGGAAAGACAUGGGAUGACAAUCUUUGUCAAUGCGUUUGCGAACAGAUUGAGACAUGUCCAGCAGGAAAUUGGAUUUGGAGUGACACACUUUGUAAAUGCACUUGCCGAAUUAAUGAAGUUGAAAUUGAACAAUGUCCUAGUUAUAUGUUUCCCAAAAUUUGGGAUCAAGAACUUUGUAAAUGCGUUUGCAUGCAUUCGUUUGCAGGAAGAUGUCCUUAUGGAUAUGAUUGGGAUGACAGAGUUUGUGAAUGUGUUUAUAGGUAUGAUCAUUAA